AUGGAAAACAUCAAAGUCGUACUGAGUGAAGAUUUGAUUGGGGGAAAAGUGCACAGAAAUCUCCAAUUGCUCUUAAAAGAGGAAGAAGAAAAAGAUAAAAAUGAAACUCAAUUCAGUAAAAUGCUGCAAGGAGAAUAUUUCGAAACGGAGGAAGAGAAGCAGACAGCAUUUGUGAACAACACCUGUUAUAUAUACACAAAUUUUACAUACAAACCUCACUUUGUUUUGAAUCAUGAAAGGAAAAACGAAAUAGAUAUAACUGAAAAUUGUAGUGAAGACACAGAGUUACGUUCAUAUCAAAGACAGGAAGAAACAUAUCGAAACGAAUAUCACCUAGCAUUGAUACUUUUCAUUAUUGAUGAAAAUUACAUAGAAAAUAAUAAUCCUCUUGAAAAAACAUCCAUUUUGGAAAAAAUAGAAAAAUUGAAAAAAGAACAUGGGCAAGAUACUAAGAUUAUUUGUCUCUUCAUAGGAAUACGCGAACUUGUAAACAGAACAAAUUAUGGGAAAUCAAUUAAUCACUUGUAUGAUAAAAGCAUGUCAGAGGAUAUGUUCAUGUGUGAUAGGGAAUGUGUCAAGAUGAAUAACAAUCAGUUCGAUCAACUCAUUGCAACAUUACUUGUUAGUUACCAUGUUGAUUCUAUCGAAAUGGAAAACGACAACGCAUUGCAUAAAUUCAUCUUUAAAUGUUGUAAAUAUUUAUAUCAAUCCAAAAUUAGAAAGCUGAAUUCUUAUUUUAAAGUUAAACCAUCUGGUAUAAAUCAAAUGAAGCAUACUUCCUCCCUAGGGACCAAGGGAGAGGAUAAAAAUUUCUCUACUUGGGUUUCGCAACUAAUGCAAAUCAGUGGCAUAUCUGAAGAUAUUUCUAUAAAAAUUGCAGAAACGUUUAAUACACCUUUCGAUUUAAUUAUGCAUUUUAAAAAAGUAGAUGAUGAGGAAUGCUUAAAGGACUUAAUUGUCAGUUCGUCCUAUGGGGACAGGCGGUUAGGCAAAGCUCUCUCCCGUAAAAUAUUUCGCGUUUUUUCUUCUCACGCGAGGCCCGAUAAUUACGUUUCCUAG
Plasmodium gonderi is the source of this 1059-nucleotide messenger RNA. RefSeq lists its product as hypothetical. The record is from RefSeq and is a predicted model, not a curated record. The coding region runs from base 1 to 1059 and encodes 352 amino acids. The transcript has a single exon. NCBI's taxonomy places the organism in Eukaryota, Apicomplexa, Aconoidasida, Haemosporida, Plasmodiidae.